This is a messenger RNA of Vairimorpha ceranae, 381 nucleotides long. RefSeq lists its product as hypothetical. NCBI's taxonomy places the organism in Eukaryota, Fungi, Microsporidia, Nosematidae. The record is from RefSeq and is a predicted model, not a curated record. Bases 1 to 381 code for a protein of 126 amino acids. The transcript has a single exon.
AUGGAUAAUCAUGAAAAAAUAUGGAAAUUGCGAAAGGCUUGUGGAUUCAAUGUCGAUAAAUUGAAUGCAAUAAUUGAAAAUUUUUUGCCUUUGGAAAAUCAUUUUUUGAAUAUUGAUGAAAAUUUAAAAACUUUUUGUUAUGUUCCAAAUGAGGCAAAUUUUCAACUUCCGAAUAUUUUUUUAAAGACAAGUUUAACUAGCGCUUGUACAAAAUACUUACAAUCUAAUGUAGAAAAAAAUGAUUAUUCAAAGACUAUUGAUCUUAUAAUAGACGAAUUGGAAGUGCUCAGGGAAGAUUUUGAUUUUUUAGAAAUUGAGUCCCAUGAAAAUAUUGCUGAAAAUACACUAAGCUCUAUUUACAAAAAACGUUAUGGUUUGUAG